AUGUCCCAGCUGGCCCUGAACUACAACGAAAAGCUCGAGCUGUUGCAGAGAAAGAUUUCUGAGAUGAAGCGCCAGAUUGAAACACACCAGAACAGCUCCUCCACAGCCCAGAUGAAGUACUCCUCCACCUACCAGCACAAAAACUACAGUGUCUAUAAACCACCACGACACAUCUACUCAAACAGAUUUCCAUCUCACAAGAACAAGACAUUGAUCUUGAAUAAUGGCAGUUCGCCAACAGCCUUUUCAAGUCUAGCAACUCCAACUUCAAGUCUAGUAACUCCAGCAACUUCAAGCUUGUUAAAUUUGUCUCAAGAUAGAGAACCUCAGUCCACAGCUCUACUUCAAAAUAAUGAAAACAAAAACUUUACGAAUAACUUUGUUCAAUCCUAUUCUCAAGGUGGAUUGAAGUUAAUUAACAAAGAAAUAUUUGAUAAAAAUUUAAACUUUACUUUAAAUCGAAAAAAAAUUAUAAGAGAGCAAAAAAAUUUAAUAAAAGUCUCAAAAAUUGUGUCAAAAAAUAACGUCAAAUUUGAUUACUGCGACAGAAUAAAUCUAAAUGGAAUAUCAUAUGCCAUAACAUUAAGAGGUUUUAAAUUGAUCCCUCUAUCUACUUUCGAUCUUGAUAGUUUACCAAGUCAAUUAAAAUGGUUCAGCUCUUCCUACAAACUCUCUAAAAAUGGCUCUUAUAUAAAAACCGAUGGGAAAUUAACUCAAAUACCUUAUUGUAGGUAUUAUACCAAAACUGGAAUUUGUAAUGAUGGGACAACAUGUAAGUAUAAACAUGAUCCUAAUCAUAUAGCUUUAUGCAGAAAAUUUAUCAGUGGAAAAUGUAAUCCGGAUUAUAAUCAAUGUUCAUUAUCCCAUUUUCCAAAUCAAUUCAAUUCUCCUACAUGCGUGUUUUAUCUAAAGGGAUUUUGUUCAAAAGGAGAAAAUUGUUCCUUUAAUCAUGUUAAAACAGAUAAAAAUGCUAAAAUCUGCAGAUUAUUCACCCUUGGUGGUUGGUGUGAUAGGGGUCUUUCCUGUAAAUUUAAACAUAUUUAUGAGUGUCCAGAUUUUAUAAAUGAAGGUUUAAAUCCUUGUCCAAGAGGUAAAAAUUGCAAGUUAUCUCAUGUUAUCAAAAACGAAAACAAUGAUAAAAUUAAUAAUAAUACACAAAAUAUACAGAAGAAAGAUGAAUUAAUCGAGCAAUUAUUUCUUUAUAAUAGUUAUUUUAAUGAAAAUUUGAAAAAUAAUAGAAAAAAGAAUUUCAAUGUUGAUAUGAAUAAAGUAUCUGAAAUGAUUGACAACAGUGAUUCAGAAAGUGAUUUAGAAAGUGAAAAUGACAGUGAAAGUGACAGUGAAAAUGAAAAUAAUAGCAAUAGUGACAGUGAAGAUUACUUUGAUCUUGAAAAUCGAAAUGAAGAAAACUUGGCUAGUGGUACAAAUGAAAAAAUAAAAGAAGAUAAAAACGAAGAUGAGAAUAAUAGUAAAAAAGAUAAAGAAAUACUCAAAAAAAUUCAAGAAAAUGAUACAAUACAACAGAGAAAUAUUAUUAUGAUCUCUGAUUCAGAGGAUUCAGAGGAUUCAGAGGAUUCGAGCAUUUCAGACGAUUUAAAGGAUCUAGAUUUCAAAAAUGACAAUAAUGGGGCUGAAUUUUCAGAAAACAAAGACAUUGUUUACUUAUAAAAAUAUAUAUUAUUCUUUGCUAUAAACAAACCAAUGUUAGUCAUCCCAUGAGGAUUAAUUAAAGUUGAAACUAGUCAAUAGAGACCAAAUCUUGAAUUUACGAAGCGAGAAUCGCUUGAUUCGAGUUACAAAAAAAC
Messenger RNA from Ascoidea rubescens DSM 1968, 1805 nucleotides. RefSeq names its product cleavage polyadenylation factor RNA-binding subunit YTH1 (gene YTH1). Gene Ontology annotation, cellular component: nucleus. Gene Ontology annotation, molecular function: metal ion binding. The transcript has 3 exons. The coding region runs from base 1 to 1668 and encodes 555 amino acids. NCBI's taxonomy places the organism in Eukaryota, Fungi, Ascomycota, Saccharomycetes, Ascoideales, Ascoideaceae. The record is from RefSeq and is a predicted model, not a curated record.